AUUGAUGAAUUACUUAUAUAAUUAUAUUUUUGUGUAAUAAAUUAUCAUAUUUUUCUAUGAUAUUAGAUCAUAUUCGCUUGUUAUUUGAAUUUUCUGUUGAUUAUGGCGGAUUCCGGAGAAAGAUUUAAAAGAAAACAAUUUGGUAACAGAUUUUUAAAAAACGAAGAUGAUGUUUUUAAACAUAAUGCAUGGGAUAAUGUAGAAUGGGAUGAGGAUCAAGAAAAUCAAGCCUUGUCACAAGUAUGUGAACAUGUCAAAACAAAAAUGACAUUAGAAAAAUCCAUUGAUUUAGAAAAUAAUGCUGAUCAACAUUGGGAUAAUUUUUACUCAGUUCACCAAGAAAAAUUUUUUAAAAAUAGAUGUUGGUUGUUUACCGAAUUUCCUGAAAUAAAAUCAUUAAAAGAUGAAAAAUCAAGCUGUAUACUAGAAGUAGGCUGUGGUGUUGGAAAUUCAGUCUUUCCUAUAUUGUCUCAUUGUUCUGGUACAAAUGUUCAUGUUUAUUGUUGUGAUUUUUCUUCAAAUGCUAUUAAAAUAUUAAAAGAAAAUUCUGAAUAUAAUGAAGAACAUUGUACGGCAUUUGUAUGUGAUAUAACUAAUGAUGACUGGAAUCCACCAUUUGCCUUAGAGAGUUUGGAUAUUAUUUUAUUAGUUUUUGUUCUUUCUGCUGUGAAACCCGAAAAAUUGAAACAUGUUGUACGUAAGUUUUAUGAAUAUUUGAAACCUGGUGGCAUAAUAUUGUUCCGUGAUUAUGGUAGAUAUGACAUGGCACAGCUUAGAUUUAAAGAAGGAAGGUGCAUAUCAGAGAAUUAUUAUAGUAGAGGUGAUGGAACAUUAGUCUACUUCUUUACCCAAGACGAUUUAAAAAAUUUAUUUGUUGAUGCCGGCUUUGAAGAAGUUCAAAAUUUAAUUGAUCGUCGUAUGCAAGUAAAUAGAGGUAUCAAGAAAUGCACAAAUGAAUCUUUCAGUGGCGAAGCGUCAUAGGAGACAAUGCCUACCCAUUUAUCUACGGAUACAUAAUUUGGUUUUAUUAUAUUUUAUUUAUUUUUAUAUAAUAUAUACUUUAAUAUCUAU
Sipha flava (yellow sugarcane aphid) is the source of this 1071-nucleotide messenger RNA. It is a transcript of the gene Mettl2, whose product is annotated as methyltransferase-like protein 2. The coding region runs from base 103 to 981 and encodes 292 amino acids. The transcript is spliced from 6 exons. NCBI's taxonomy places the organism in Eukaryota, Metazoa, Arthropoda, Insecta, Hemiptera, Aphididae. The record is from RefSeq and is a predicted model, not a curated record. Gene Ontology annotation, molecular function: tRNA (cytidine-N3)-methyltransferase activity.